AGUUAUUACGAAUUGGACCACCGCAGAAGAAACAACGGCUCUGUACAAACACAUACAUAUACUAAAAAGCAGUGGCAGUUGUCGGAAAGAAAGAAAAAGCUACGAGCAGAGUCGGUGCAGAGGAGAGAGAUGCUCUCUCCUUUCCUUCUUUUCGUAAUUUAUUGCGGCUUUUGGGGGAAGAUAUGAUUCGGCUGAAACCUGAUCGGAAGGUUGGUUAGGGUUUCGGUUCUAUCUUUCUCGGGAUUCCAAUUCAAAUAACCAGAGGACUGAAGUUCACGCCUGCAAAGCGACCACUGCUACCAGUUCUCUUCGCUUUUCCCGGUGAUUCGUAUAUAUUAUUAAUGUACGAUUUUGGUUUCAUUGUGAUGCGUGAAUCGUCCAGUUGAAGCAAAGCUUCAGCGUCUCUCCUUAACUACUUUUCUAUUUCUGGAUAGAGAAGUAGAGAUGUGCAGAUGGAUAGGAUAGGACGAUGUCCCGUUCGUUGAAUUUGCGGAUCACAUGCCUCUCCUGAUUGCAACACGUUGAAAAUGCUGGUGUUUCUGUGAAUCGAUCGAAUGGCGACUCUAUCUUUCACUCUCUAUGCGUGCAUUUACUAAAUGAGAGUGAAUCUCCUGAUUGGGCAAGGCUUUCAGAGUUCUUCUCACUCCAUUCGUACAGUUUUUUUUUUCUACGCAUAGACGUAUUGAAUCACUGUGAAUCUUUUGAUUCAAGCGAAGCCUCAGAUUUCAGAUUCUACUGAGUGCUUUAUGUCUUUGAAUUCGCUCUCUAGAAAUUGAUUGAUUGCUGCCAAAUCGUGUCCGUAAUACGAUUCUAUCACUCUAUAUACUCGCACGCACGCAAACACACGUAUAUUUUACUAUCUAUACACAUGUUGUUAUUAAGUUUGAUGGAGCUUUGAGUUCAACAACGGCUGUUGAUACAUACACGUCUGAAAUGUCAGAAUUGACGGGAUCGAGAUCGUGGAAAGAAGAGCUGGUGAGCCUGAUGGAGGACACGGGGGUUCGAUACACAAGCGACGCAGUUGGGAUUUCACCCCCUGCUUUUGAGAAGAAAAGUUCUGAAUUCGCCCUCGGCGAGUCGCCCGAGGGGGAAUCGGCUGAAACGGAGAGCUUGAAGGAUCAGGUCAAAGAAUUUGCGAAAGCUUGGGGCGAAAUGAUUCUGAAAUUGGGAAAAGGUUGCAAGGACAUUGUGCAACAGAACGUCCUGACUGAUGAUUCAUAUGUUGUGCAAAAACUGAGAGGACCAGUAUCAAAGGUUUCUGGUAGACUGAAUUGGCUAAAUGAGUAUUUGCCUGAAGAUCGUGAUCCGUUCCAGGCGUGGUCAGUGAUAUUUUUCGUCUUCCUCCUCGCGUUUGCCGUAUUAAAUGUAAAUAAUCAACACAAUAGCUCAGUGCCACUGGUGAAGAAAGUGUGCAUACAUCCUCCCAGUGCUACUCGUAUACUACUUCCAGAUGGUAGACACAUGGCAUAUCGUGAACAAGGUGUUCCAGGUGACAGAGCUAGACAUUCCUUGAUUGUGCCACAUGGUUUUCUAUCCUCCAGGCUUGAAGGUAUACCGGGAAUAAAAGACUCACUGCUGGAAGAAUUUGGUGUUCGUAUAGUAACUUAUGACCUCCCUGGUUUUGGGGAGAGUGACGUCCAUCCAAAUAGGAACCUCAAUUCCUCUGCUCUGGAUAUGCUACAUUUGGCAAAUGCUGUUGGAGUAAAAGAUAAGUUCUGGGUGUUGGGGUUUUCAAGUGGAGCGUUGCAUACUUGGGGUGCACUUAAAUAUGUUCCCAAUAGGAUUGCAGGCGCAGCCAUGUUUGCUCCAAUGGUUAAUCCAUAUGAAUCAAGCAUGACUAAGGAAGAGAUGUCCAGGACUUGGGAGAAGUGGGUGUGGCAGAGGAAGCUGAUGUACUAUUUAGCUCAAAGAUUUCCUAAAUUUCUUUCUUACUUCUACCGCAGGACUUUCCUAUCAGGGAAGCAUGGUCAGAUUGAUAAGUGGUUGUCUUUGUCACUGGGAGAGAGAGAUAAAGCUCUUAUUCAAGGACCAAAAUUUGAAGAAUUUUGGCACAGGAAUGUUGAGGAGUCAAUCCGUCAGCUAAACAUAAAACCUUUUAUAGAGGAAGCUGUACUCCAAGUGUCCCAUUGGGGUUUUAAACUGGCAGAUCUGCAAGUGCAGAAAAAGUGCCCGGGAAAGGGUUUUUUCCCCUGGCUCAAAUUCAUGUAUAAUCAGGCAGAAUGCGAAUUGACAGGGUUUCUGGGUCCAGUUCUCAUAUGGCAGGGAAUGGAUGAUCAGGUUGUCCCUCCAUCGAUGACUGACUAUGUGGCCAGAGUAUUACCAAGUGCAGUCGUGCAUAAGCUCCCAGAUGAGGGCCACUUCUCUUAUUUCUUUUUCUGCGAUGAAUGCCAUAGACAAAUAUUUUCCACUCUAUUUGGAAGCCCACAAGGUCCACUUGAGAUCACAGAGCAACCUCAACUGGAAGGUGACACCGGAGAGGUGUUGCCUCGUGCCAAUUCUGUCAGGGGAACAGACAGCUGACAAUUUUUUAAGACAUGUAAAUACCACAGAUUUGUUCGACUUCUCAGAGGAGCAAGGGCGCGCAGAUUCUGAGUUAUCUUGUUGAAGUUCUGUUGAAGUUGAACUAACCGUUACACGGCUUUUACUGGGAUGCUAGGAAGCAAAAAGGCAGUGACCUUUAAUAUGCUCUUCAUUUAUUUAGCAUGCCUUGUGCUUUCUAGAUUGUACCAAAGGAGUCCUCAGAUUUGGGGCAGUAUCCCUCUUGAUUUCUCCUCAAGAAAUCUUUAGACACUUCUCAUUGAUGAGUUAAUGUCGGGGCUGAGCCAAACUGAUUGAAGUAAAGGGGAAACUAUUACAGCAUAUUGAAAUUUGUACGAGUUCUGCAGCCGACUGGCAAAAUUGAAAGACUGCUUGAAUU
Molecule: messenger RNA, 2917 nt
Organism: Diospyros lotus (date-plum)
Lineage: Eukaryota; Viridiplantae; Streptophyta; Magnoliopsida; Ericales; Ebenaceae
Exons: 6
Coding region: 934-2520 (528 amino acids)
Source: RefSeq, a predicted model, not a curated record